GAUGUAGUGCCAGGCAUAGGAGGAAGCAGAGAAAAAAAAUAAGUUGCUCCUUUAAGAAAGCUGUUGGAUUGGAUCAGAUCUACUACUCGGCACUCUGGUUUUUUACACUGGCUCCUAAUUUGGGAUUUGUUUAGAAUCAAUAGAGGGACUCUGGAACGUUACCUUGAUUGGGAAGGGAUUUGGGAAUUCUGUUUACUUGGAUAUCAAACCAGCAAGAUGUCUGACUCCAAGGUUACUGCUCACUUGGACGGAAUUAUCUCUGACUUUGAAGCUCUAAAGAGGUCGUUUGAGGUGGAAGAUGUGGACACCUCGGCCAAUUCCUCGCCAGGCUCCCGCCGGGUGCCCAGCAAUCCCAACCACCGCCCCGUCAUGUCCCCCACCAGCGUCUACUACCGUGAACUGGGCGCCAGCAAUAACAACAACGGCUCCAUCUCCAAGACCAUCAUAGGAGGGGGAAGCUCCAAGCCUCCUGAACCCAUAUCGCGGGGACGCACGGAGCUCUCCAUCGACAUUUCCUCCAAGCAGGUGGAUCCAACCAGCCCUGGUUCCCUCCGAUUCGGUGCAAAACGACCCGAAGUCCUAGGCCACUCCAAGGCCCCAGAGGUGGGCCACAAACGGGAGGUGACCUUCGCUAAAACACCCCAGGAUGUGGUGAUUCGCGGAGGGGCCCGGACUCCCGAGCCCCCCAGCCAUGCCCGGAGGUUCGAGCCCCCCAAUCUGGGGGACGGCCCGGCCACUAGGACCACACCAGGGAUCAGCGUCACCAAAGCACCCGAGACAACGGGGAAUGGAAAGAACAACCACGAGAACCAUGGUCAUCAUGCACCAGUCCACCACCCGCACCACCCCAACCCCCACCACAACACCAUCGUCACCACCAUCCGCUGCUCCUCGCCCAACCGCACCAAGUCCCCCAACCCUGACAGGUCAGAGGUCAAGCCGAGCCACAGCAACAUGUCCACCCCGCCGCACCCGCAACCCCCUGCCAAGGGAGCGUCACAUGGCGCUGGUGACUUCAGCUACGUGGGCAUCGAUGCCAUCCUGGAGCAGAUGAGGAGGAAGGCCAUGAAACAGGGCUUUGAGCUCAACAUCAUGAUCGUCGGUCAGAGUGGUCUGGGGAAGUCGACCCUGAUGAACACCCUGUUCAAGUCUAAGGUCAGCAGGAAGUCUGUGGUGUCCACCCCCGAGGAGAGGAUCCCCAAGACCAUCGAGAUCAAGUCCAUCAGCCACGACAUCGAAGAGAAAGGCGUGAGGAUGAAACUAACGGUAAUCGACACUCCCGGCUUUGGGGACCACAUCAACAACGAGAACUGCUGGCAGCCAAUCAUGAAGUUCAUCAAUGACCAGUAUGAGCAGUACCUGCAGGAGGAGAUCAACAUCAACAGGAAGAAGAGGAUCCCAGACUCACGGGUUCACUGCUGCAUGUACUUCAUACCACCAACUGGACACUGUCUGAGGCCCCUGGAUGUGGAGUUUAUGAGUCGUCUGAGUAAAGUGGUCAACAUAGUCCCUGUCAUCGCUAAGGCAGACACACUCACCCUGGAGGAGAGGGACUUCUUCAAACAGACGAUCAGGGAAGGACUGCGAGCCAACGGGAUCGACGUCUACCCUCAGGAAGAGUUUGACGAGGAUUCUGAUGACAGGAUGAUCAAUGAUAAGAUCAGGGAGAUGAUCCCAUUUGCUGUGGUGGGGAGCAACCAGGAGUACCAGGUCAAUGGAAAGAGGCUUCUGGGCAGAAAAACUAAGUGGGGAACCAUAGAAGUUGAGAACAUUGCGCACUGUGAGUUCGCCCACCUGCGAGACCUUCUCAUCAGGACCCACAUGCAGAACAUCAAGGACAUCACCAGUAGCAUCCACUACGAGGUGUACCGCGUUCGCAGGCUAAACGAGACCGGCGCCCAGCCCAACGGCCAGCCACCCAACACACUGGUCAACCCACAGCCACAGCAGGCCAACGGGGUGGCAGCACAGCACCAAGUCCUGACCCAUGAGAUGUAGACAUCUGACCAUCUGCACACACACACACACACACACACACACACACACACACCUUUAAUGGCUGGUAACUGUGACACACCACAUGCAAACACACCAAGUGACACACACAUGACUCACACACACCCACCCAUCCUAACUGGCCGAUAUGGACUGUACACACUCCAAAGAGGAUUCCAAUAUCAAGUGUAUAACAAUGUUUUACAUGAUCAACUGCCAAAAGAGUUUCUGUUACCUGGAAGGUCUAGUGUAGCUCGUUGUAGGUCAGAGCUGUUGGGUAAAACCGUACAAUAUGUCCCCUAGGGAGAUGGGAUGCCACUGUAUUCUAACACACAGAAGAAGUGUAUAGACCAGCUAUCUAAGUAUAGCGGAUCAAUUAGCUUAACUAGAAAUAACUGGCCGAAAUGACCUGGUCUACGUUUUGGGUUGUGCUGUAUAGUGUUGUCUAGAUACUGGAGAUAUUAGGAGGUAGGGUUUAGGUUCUUUGUAUAUUUUUGGACACAUCUGCACUGCCCUGAAAGGCAGCAAUGCAGUGUGGAGCAGCUUUGAAAUCCCUUUGUCUUUUUCCAUUGUGUUUUCAUAUGUUUAAGACCUCUUGCCAAACCAUCCUGUCUAUACCAAUAUGCCAAUGUCAUAUGUUGUUAAACGUAUCAUGUUAAUGCAUAAAGUGCAUUUUACAUUUACUGUUGUGUUAUAUUAUUGUAUUGUUUAUUGUCUGGAUGGUGGGGACGCAGGGAACAGACAUCCCUAUGCUCUCAGACCUUUCUCUCAACCAAAUGAAAUGUCCUUUCUGUUUUAAAGAGAAGCAAAUAUAUAGAAUUGAUUUAUAAAUAGGUAUUUAUGCUUGUUAUGUAUUCACUUUUAAUUUGAGUUUGAUAUUCAUAUAGCCUACACACUCCCAUUGUUCUCAGAGAGUAGUUGUGACAGAGAUGGGAAAUCUACAGAGAUUCUCUUUGGUUGUAUUUGCUUGCCCUCAUACUUUGUCCCCUUUUAUUUAUAGGGAAUUGUAUGAAUCUAGAUUUAUAUUCGGUCUUUUUGGACAUGAUGCAGAGUAGGACUACAGGGAGGUUGAAUAUGUUGCCUGUAUACACAGUUUGAAAUCAUAUUUAGUUCCCCUGACAGUUUUGCAUUCUGGGUGUAGUCGACCUAUAACUCCCUUAUCUUCCCUACUAUUCAUCACUCAGCUAAAACUCAUGGACGGAGGUCAAAACCGAGAGUACUAUUCAUUCAGCAAUAUAGCUCGAUAACAUAAAUGACAAAAGUUAAUGCAAUGUUUAUUGUUGUAUAGUUAUUGUGUAACUUGUUAUAGUAUGAUGAGAGUAUGGUUUAUCUUUGAUAUGCUAUGUCAAAGAAAUAAAGAUUGAUAUUUUUAUUGUUUACAA
Molecule: messenger RNA, 3377 nt
Organism: Oncorhynchus masou masou (cherry salmon)
Lineage: Eukaryota; Metazoa; Chordata; Actinopteri; Salmoniformes; Salmonidae
Product: septin-9-like
Exons: 11
Coding region: 217-1998 (593 amino acids)
Biological process (GO): intracellular protein localization; cytoskeleton-dependent cytokinesis
Cellular component (GO): septin complex; cell division site; microtubule cytoskeleton
Molecular function (GO): GTPase activity; GTP binding; molecular adaptor activity
Source: RefSeq, a predicted model, not a curated record